AUGUCACAGAUGGAGUUUAGAUCCUUAAGUCACCACUUGGAGAAGAAUGGCCCAGAAAAGCCAGCCAGCCAGCCAACCCUGGAUGUGAGAUGUGAGGACAGAGAAUGUGGCCCAGAUUCAACAUUCUUGGUGUUGCAGGUGGCCGUUCCCAUUCCUGGCCGUUCCUGGUGGGCCGUUCCCACCAGGACUGAUGGUCCUGGGUUACUAAGUCAGACAGGAUCUCGAGUUUUAGGUGGUUUCACGCAUGCAUCAUAUUCAGGACCCAAAUCUAGAGAACCAGAAAAUUUGGCUUAUUUUCCAACUCGAGGAAGCAUAGGCCAUGAACCCACAGAGGGACAGUUCACAGUGCCCUGGGUGAAAGAUGCUGGGCCGUCAGUCCCUGGAGAGUGGUUCUCUUGCUCAACCAUCCAGCCCUCUACAAAUGGGUUUAUGCCUACAAGGAAGGCUGUUUGCUACCCAGAAGAAACUCGUGGCCUAAGGGGUGCAUUAGAAAAGAGGCUCGGCAAAGGAGAUCCUAAGAAGCCUAGAGGCAAAAUGUCAUCAUAUGCAUUUUUUGUGCAAACUUGCUGGGAGGAGCACAAGAAGAAGCACCCAGAUGCUUCAGUCAACUUCUCAGAGUUUUCUAAUGCUCAGAGAUGGAAGACUAUGUCUGCUAAAGAGAAAGGAAAAUCUGAAGACACAGCAAAGGCAGACCAGGCCCCUUAUGAAAGAGAAAUGAAAAUCUAUAUCCCUCCUAAAGGGGAAACAAACAGGAAGUUCAAGGAUCCCAAUGCACCCAAGAGGCCUCUGUCCGCCUUCUUCUUGUUCUGUUCUGAGUAUCACCCCAAAAUCAAGGGAGGACACCCUGGCCUAUCCAUUGGUGAUGCUGCCAAGAAACGGAGCGAGAUGUGGAAUCACAUGGCUGCAGAUAACAAGCAGACUUACGAAAAGAAAGCUGCCCCCCACCCACUGAAGGAAAAAUACGAAAAGGAUAUUGCUGCCUACCGAGCUAAAGGAAAACCUGAUGCAGCAAAAAAGGGAGUUGUCAAGGCUGAAAAAAGCAAGAAACAGAAGGAAGAGGAGGAAGAUGAGGAGGAAGAUGAUGAAGAGGAUGAUGAUGAUGAAUAA
This is a messenger RNA of Urocitellus parryii (Arctic ground squirrel), 1107 nucleotides long. NCBI's taxonomy places the organism in Eukaryota, Metazoa, Chordata, Mammalia, Rodentia, Sciuridae. The record is from RefSeq and is a predicted model, not a curated record.